Molecule: messenger RNA, 3363 nt
Organism: Anguilla rostrata (American eel)
Lineage: Eukaryota; Metazoa; Chordata; Actinopteri; Anguilliformes; Anguillidae
Product: lymphoid enhancer-binding factor 1-like
Exons: 12
Coding region: 880-2061 (393 amino acids)
Biological process (GO): regulation of transcription by RNA polymerase II; canonical Wnt signaling pathway
Cellular component (GO): beta-catenin-TCF complex; chromatin
Molecular function (GO): RNA polymerase II cis-regulatory region sequence-specific DNA binding; DNA-binding transcription factor activity, RNA polymerase II-specific
Source: RefSeq, a predicted model, not a curated record
UCCUUUCAUCUCUCCCCCCACAGUCAUAGCAAGAUAUAGGGGAGGGGGGAGGAGAGUUACAUUACUAACACACACACACAUACACAGACGCGACAUUACUUACGGAGCCAGGCUCCAGUUUGGAACUCUGUCUACAACGCGCAGAUACCGCCUCGUUAAGAUUUAUUUUUUAAUUUGUUGGACUUUCUUUUCCGUUUUAAAAGAGAGUGGUGUUCAAUACUUUGCCUGUUUAUCAAGGAUGUGCUAUACAUGCAGCUGCAGAAAUAUAGACACGCCGCGUCUGAUGUAAAACGGACAAGCAGCGACUUUAAGCAUUACUUAGGAUAGUUUUUUACUUGGGUUCACAACAAUCUGGGCACAUUCGUAGGUUACUCACAUUUUUCUGAGAUUUCACCAAGAUUUUUGCGUCUGGAGCACCGGAGACGGAGAUAUUUUUAGCACCACUUGUUUUUAUGGUUUAUUUAUUUUCAGGUGCGGGGCUAGCCUACGGAAAAUUUGGCGUGUCCCGACGUAACUGCACUUGAGGAGUUGUUAAAAGAUGUUUCUAUUUUGAAGUCCGAAUGAAAACUGGAGUUUCCGCUCGAGGAACAUAAACAUUCAGCUGAUAGCUGCAUCUAGCCAACUGCAUUUAUUUGUUUGUCAGCAUCGUUUUAAGAAGAAAUUACUUUAAAAACGAAGUUAAAAACAUUCGACUCCGCCGUUGCUGUUGCGAAAAUACGAGCACUUGCAGUGGGACAUUGGCGCAGAGCUUGAAUUGUGCUAAGAUUAGCCACCUUCUGCAGGACGUUUACGGUUGCCUCUGGGAACUUGAUAAUUUGCCAUUUUUGACACUGGAAAAGCUGCCUUUUAACAAGGCAUUUUGCAAUUACCUGGACCAAAAUGCCUCAGUUAGCCGGAGGAGGCGGUGGGGACCCGGAACUAUGCGCCACCGACGAAAUGAUCCCGUUCAAAGACGAGGGCAAUCCGGAGGAAGAACAAAUAUUCGCAGAAAUAAAUCACCCGGAGGAGGAAGGGGAUUUAGCAGAUAUAAAGUCGUCUCUAGUAAACGAGUCGGAGAUAAAUCCAAACAGCGGCAGUCAUGACGCAGCUAGACAGUCCCAAAUACCCCAGGAUUCAUACCACGAAAAGCACAGGGAUCACAUCGAUGAGGGGAAGCACCACGACGGAUACGGCAAAGGCCAUCCCUACCCGGGAUAUCCCAGCUACAUCAUGAUGUCCAGUAUGAACAGCGACUCGUACCUGAGCAACGGGUCUCUCUCUCCGCCCAUGCCCCGCACGUCCAACAAGGUGCCUGUGGUUCAGCCAUCCCAUGCAGUACACCCGCUCACCCCCCUAAUCACGUACAGCGAUGAACACUUCGCACCCGGACCCCACCCUGGACACCACACCCAGGACCUCAACGGCAAGCAAGGCAUGCAGAGACACCAUCCCGGCCCUGAUAUUCCCAAUUUCUACUCCCUCUCUCCUGGAGGAGUCGGACAGGUGACCCCGCCCUUGGGAUGGCAGGGUCAGCCUAUGUACCCCACCUCGGGUGGAUUUAGGGACCCCUUCUCUACCCCUCACCCAGGCGACACCCACAUCUCCAGGUUUUCGCCCCACAUGGUGCCGGGACCCCCCGGACCCCACGCCACAGGAAUCCCCCACCCCGCCAUCGUCAACCCCCAGGUCAAACACGAGCCCCACCACGACAGUGACCUCAUGCACAUGAAACCUCACCACGAGCAGAGGAAGGAGCAGGAGCCCAAGAGGCCUCACAUCAAGAAGCCGCUCAACGCCUUCAUGCUCUACAUGAAGGAGAUGCGGGCCAACGUGGUGGCCGAGUGCACGCUGAAGGAGAGCGCCGCCAUCAACCAGAUCCUGGGGCGGAGGUGGCACGCGCUCUCUCGCGAGGAGCAGGCUAAGUAUUAUGAAUUGGCCCGCAAGGAACGGCAGCUCCACAUGCAGCUAUACCCGGGCUGGUCCGCCAGGGACAAUUAUGGAAAGAAGAAGAAGCGGAAGAGGGAGAAGAUCCAGGAACCUGCCCCAGGUACAGGCCAGAGAAUGAAAACUGCAUACAUCUGACCAAUGGAGGGAAACAAAACUCUUUCUCCACAUGCAAAGUGAAGGCAGCAGCCAUGGGCCCCCUUUUAAAGAUGGAAGCCUGCUAGAACCUACAGCCAACCCCCCAAAACCCUACAGCCAACACCCCAAAACCCCGCUCUCGUCCAGCACCCCUACUCCCCGAGGGAUGCCCGUUUUUCUCACACCUGCAGCCACAGAGACAAAGAUGGUGGAUUGUAAAGACAAUCACACGGGACUUCACAUGAACACUAUGCUCACAAACAACACAAGAAAUGAGUCUUCGGUUCCCGACACGUCACCUUGCCACCGUUCUGCGAGAGCACAGCCUCAGUCUGUCAGACCGGCACCUUCCCCGCACCUGUUCCUGAGUUAUUUCUGAAACCUCUCUUCCUUUGUUCUGAACACAGUUCCCCUCUGCCUUUUUAAAAAAAACCACAUCUAGGAAAUGUUAGCAAAUCAUAUUCCUGACACACAGAACACCUGAGGGAUCACCGUUGUCAAGGAAAUGUCUGCUUAAAAAGUCUGUUUCAAAAGGCGAUGCAGUGUGAGAAUGCUCAAUGUUCAUCAGCUUUCAUUUUGGUGACGCAUUUAUUUUGAAUGCUUUUAUAUUUUAAUCUGUUUUUUUCCCCCCCUUGGUGUAUAUGUUGUGGUGGUUUUUUAAAAUUUUUAUUUCAAUUUCAAUUUUUUUUUAUUUUUUAUAUAUAUAUAUGAAUCUGAAAUAAGCUUUGGAGACAGGAAAAACAUUUUUGUCUUUUCUUGUGGAAGCAUCUUGUAGAAAUGACAAAUUUAAAAAAGGCUUCUUUUGAUAACUAUUUGUAACAAAUAGUGACCUCUCAGUCUUUGUCAGAUGUACAAUAGAUCCCAGUAUGUGUACAUUAUGAAACAAUGUCAGGACCUGCCACUUACUCUUCUUGAUAUUUUUACAGAUGUUAUAAGGACAAAGUCACAAGAGUAGGUGCUCUGAAGCCUAUAUUUUCUUGUUCUGAAUGGACAAAUGGAAAAAAUAUAUAUAUUUAUCUCAGCACUUGACAGUCUUUCUUAUAUUGCAAUGUAUUUGUCUUCUGUUUUGGUAGCUAAUAGUGUGGUCUUAGGCCAUUUCAAUUCCAUGCAAGCAUUUCUGUAAUAAGUCAUUGAUUUUAUUUUUUAUUUUAUUUUUUGUAUUAACUGAUGCAUUGUUUUGUUGUUUUAUUUUAAAUUACUGUCAACUUGGUACAGCACUUUGCUUCCAAGUAGUUACAUUUUCAAUGUGUUUAAACAUGUUUUUUUUAACAAAAAUAAAAAGGCAGCAUUGACUGAAUCGUA